Vombatus ursinus (common wombat) is the source of this 3225-nucleotide messenger RNA. It is a transcript of the gene SEMA7A, whose product is annotated as semaphorin 7A (John Milton Hagen blood group). The coding region runs from base 33 to 2057 and encodes 674 amino acids. The record is from RefSeq and is a predicted model, not a curated record. Gene Ontology annotation, molecular function: chemorepellent activity; integrin binding; semaphorin receptor binding. The transcript is spliced from 14 exons. Gene Ontology annotation, biological process: regulation of inflammatory response; positive regulation of axon extension; positive regulation of macrophage cytokine production. NCBI's taxonomy places the organism in Eukaryota, Metazoa, Chordata, Mammalia, Diprotodontia, Vombatidae. Gene Ontology annotation, cellular component: external side of plasma membrane.
UCCCGGCCCCGCAGCCUCAGCCCACCCGGGCCAUGACACCGCUGCAGCAACUCCCAACUCGGCGCCCUGAUCCCUCGCCGCGGCUCGCUGCGCGGCGCGCACCUAGGGCUAGCCGCCUCCUGGACCUCCCUCUGUUUCUGCUGCUGCUCCGCGCUGCUACUCCCGCAACCGCCGCCGCCGUCCCCGCCGCAGCCGCCGGCAGCCACUCCAAGACGAGCCCCCGCAUCACCGCAGCCUGGAAAGGGCAGGAGAGCUACAGUUUCCCAGAGCCCGAGCCCCACACGGUGCUGUAUCACGAGCUGGGCAGCAACUCUGUCGUGGUGGGAGGACGAGGGAAGCUCUAUCAUUUUGAUUUCAUCCAGGGGAAAAAUGCCUCGUUAAGGACGGUGAAAUUCGAUCCCAAUAAAUUGUUCUGCCAGAAUCAGUUGGACUGUCAGAACUACAUCACCCUUUUGGAGAAGCAGAAAGAAGGCUUGCUUAUUUGUGGGACCAACGCUCGCCACCCUAGCUGCUGGAAUUUGAAUAACAAGAACCUUACUCUGCUUGGGGAAAGACGGGGCUAUGCUCCGUUUAGCCCAGAUGAGAACUCCCUGGUCCUGUUCAGUGACGACCAGGUCUACUCCACUAUCAGAAAGCAAGAAUAUAACGGCAAGAUCCCAAGGUUCCGGCGCAUCGGAGGAGAGCGGGAAUUGUACACCAGUGACAUGGUCAUGCAGAACCCACAGUUCAUUAAGGCCACCAUCAUCAAUCAAGACGAGGCCUAUGAAGACAAAAUCUACUACUUUUUCCGGGAGAACAAUCCUGACAAGAGCCCCGAGGCCCCCAUGAACGUCUCCAGGGUGGCCCAACUGUGUAAGGGGGACCGGGGUGGCGUUAGCUCCAUGUCUGCCUCCAAGUGGAACACUUUUCUGAAGGCCAUGCUGGUGUGCAGCGACCCAGACACCAACAAAAACUUCAACUGGCUACAGGAUGUCUUCCUGGUCCCUGAUGCCACAGGAGACUGGCGCUCCACAAAGGUCUAUGGCGUCUUCUCCAAUCCCUGGAACUACUCGGCCAUCUGUGUGUACUCCAUUGGUGACAUAGACCAAAUCUUCCGUACAUCUCCUCUCAAAGGCUACAGUGGGAUGCUCCCCAACCCACGACCAGGCAAGUGCCUUCCUGACCAACAGUUGACACCCACAGAGACAUUCCAGGUAGCUGACAGUCACCCUGAGGUGGCUCAGAGGGUAGAGCCCUUUGGGGCCAAGACACCCUUCUUCCAUUCUAAAUAUCACUACAAGAAAGUCCUGGUGCACCAAAUGCAGGCCAGGAAUGGGUCCACCUUUGACGUUCUCUACCUGGCCACAGACAAAGGAACAAUCCAUAAGGUGGUGGAGUCAGACCAUGGCGCCUUUAACAUCAUGGAAAUCCAGCCCUUCCGUCAACGUCCAGCCACCAUCCAGUCCAUGACCCUGGACAAUAUUACGAUGAAACUGUAUGUGAACUCUCAGUGGGAGGUGAGUCAGGUGCCCCUGGACCUAUGCAGUGAGUACCGAGGCGGCUGCCAAGGUUGCCUGAUGGCCCGGGACCCUUACUGCGGCUGGGAUGACACUAAUGGCCAGUGUGUCUCCAUCUACAAGUAUAAAGGCCCCGUGUUACAGUCUCUGGGUCCCAACGAACCGCAUAUGGAAUGUCCAUCAUCUAAGUUGGAGAAGAGCUCCAGUGAGGCCCAGAGUGUCAUCCUGGCCCGGAAUUCCCGAUACUACCUGACCUGCCCUGUGGAAUCCCACCAUGCCACGUACUCCUGGCACCAUGGAGACAAGAAGGUGCACCGCUGCGAGCCUGGCUGGCAGAACUCCGACUGCAUCUUGUUCAUCGAGAAGCUCACCGACGAGCAGUAUGGGCUGUACCGAUGCAAGGCCGAGGAGGGCACCUACAGUCGCAUUGCCGUUCAGUGGGAGCUCCGCAAGGAAGCCACUGCCGAGCACCUGCUGAUGGGCAGCAGCGCGGGGGACCUGGGGGCCUCGCUCUGUCUCCAGCUUCUGUUCCCACUGGCUGUUUUCCUUCUAUUUCAAUAAGGAUUCCUCCACUCUCCACCCCCUUCCCAGCACCUCCUCCUUCUCAGGGUGUGGGACUUGGCGGCUUGCUCCUGCUCCCCCCUGCCACUUCUGAGGAGCCACCCUCUGCCCCUCUCCUCCCCCCCAGGUGCCUCUCACAACUGCUACAGGCCCAAGCCUUGCCUUUACCCCUGGGGGCUAGGACUGGGGGAGCAGAGAGCUUCUCCCCCACUUUCUUCAGGGGAAUGAACAUUUCUGAGCCAUAGGUCUUCUUGGGAGGCAUGGGGUGUGGGGGGGGGCGGGGAAGGACUUGGGACAUAAGAAGAGGGGUCUACUCUUAGCUGCACAUGGAUGCUAGGCUUGUGAAGAGUCUUCCCAGGGUGGUGGUGGGGGGGUAUGGGGAGGUGAGGAAUGCAGGAGAUGAGAAAACCGCCAAUGAAGGAGCAAGACUGUGAAGGGAAUAGGGAUUGUACCCCGUACCCAGGCACAUUAUCCCUUUAAGAAUGUUUAAAAGAAAAAAACAACAUCCUUAAGCUUAUUGCUCAAGGAUAGACAUCCUCUGGGGGUCACAGGGAUGCAAAGUAGGGAAAUAUCCACCAGAACAGAAUGGAGGGGAUGUAGGUGAAAGGGCUGGACUGGGGACAGGGGCUGUGGGAGGAAGAAGUAUUCUCCUCCAGGCUCCAAAGGGAAGAGUUUGCCAAAGGUGAAUCUUAUUUGGAAACUAUACUGACUCUAUGCAUUGGGUGUGUAUGGGUGAGGGGUGGGAGGGGAAUGGACGGAAGGAGAGGGCUGAGCUCUGAAUCCCGAGACUCUCCCUCAGUUGGAGCCCUGGCACCCGGGUUUGGCCUACCUCCGUGGUCCUUCUGUGCCCUAGCUGCCAGAGCUGGCCUCUGAUCCAUCUUGCCCCUGCCCAACUCCAUGGGCCGGCCCCUCUCCCCAUUGGAGGGCUCUUUACCCAGGGGCCCAGGACAAGCUGGUGCAUCCCCAGGGGAGAGUGUGCCAUCGAGAUGUCCAGGCUGGGUCCCUUCCCCUUUUGGGGGUGAAGGGGAGGGCCCUCUGAAGCUUGCAUGUUUAUCUAGGGAUGUUUCCUUUCCUGUAGGAAAGGACUUUAUUUGUACUUGUUUAGCUUAUUUUAAAGUUUGACAACUUCCAACUGCAUCCAAAUGAAUCUUAAACAAUGAAGGGAAGG